CAAAUCGGUGAGUCGUCGUUCGGGGUCCAAAGCCGACAAGCCCAGAAUGGCCAUGGCGCUCUAGGGCGUGGAACGAUAGAUCUCUCUCCGUGAGUGGAGCCACAAUCGGCGUAUUUCCCUCCUCGAUUACUCCAUGCCUCGAUCACCCCUUGCCCCGACCACCCGGCGGGGCGUCUUGGACCUGAGUCGCAUCAUUCUCCAGAUCAUCGACUUAACCCAUUUUCCUUCUGUCAACAUGGCUGCCACAACUUGACGUUUUCCGCGCAAAAGAAGCCGCCGAGCGCCACAGCCAGCCCACCCAUAACAACUUUGGACCUGAGCAGCAUGAACCUGCUGCGUCCGAUCUGGUCGCUGUAAAUGGGUCUGCUGACUUGCCUGCCGAAGCUACCCCUCGUGGGGUCGGUCCUCAUCGUCCUCUGCUCGCUCUUCGCCACGGCCAACGCCUACACCGAGCUUGGCGACGAGGCACUGCGAGCCAUUCCCUCGGGCGGCGAUGGCUUCGACAUCAAAACAGGCUCGCUGCUGGCGCCCAUCUUGAUCCCCCGCGUCCCCGGCACCCCGGGCUCCGCCAAGGUGCAGCAGCACUUCGUCGACUUCUUCCGCGCCAACCUGCCCGAGUGGAUUAUUGAGUGGCACAACUCGACCUCCAAGACGCCCGCGACCGGCGACAAGGACAUACCUUUCACCAACCUCAUCUUCCGCCGCGACCCGCCGUGGGCCAAGGGAGGAGAUGUCGAGUACCUGACGCUCGUUGCGCACUAUGACAGUCUGUACCACCCGGAAGGGUUCAUUGGCGCGAUUGAUAGUGCAGCGCCCUGCGCGAUGCUGCUGCACGCGGCGCGGAGCAUCGAAGAGGCAUUGGUGAAGAAGUGGAAGGCCAUGGAGGCAUCAGGCGACGCCGGUAGCGGGCUCGAGGAGGACAAGGGCGUCCAGAUCAUCUUGCUCGAUGGCGAAGAAGCGUGGGUAUCGUGGACCGAGACGGACUCUCUGUACGGAGCUAGGUACGUCGGCGGCCUUUGGAGAGGAAAGGUGCAUCCAGCUAACAACGUUAGGGCUCUGGCACGCAGCUGGGAGGAUACGGUCCACCCGGACUCGCUGUACAAGUCACCACUCUCGUCCAUCAGCCUCUUUCUUCUCAUUGAUCUCCUCGGCGCACCUAACCCACGGAUUCCGUCUUACUUCCCAACGACUCACUGGGCAUACAAGAAGAUGGCCAAGAUCGAGCAUCGUAUGCGCGCACUCGGCAUUCUGGAAACCAGGCCAAAGCAUCCCUUCCUGACGGACAGGCAAAAGAAAAGUGUGGGCUUCAGCGGCGGCUAUGUCCUGGACGACCACGUGCCCUUCAUGGAGCGCGGAGUCGAGAUUCUGCACAUCAUCCCGACACCGUUUCCCGAUGUGUGGCACAAGAUUGAGGACGAUGGAGAACACCUGGAUCUGCCGACGGUACGGGACUGGGCGCGCAUCUUGACUGUUUUUGCUGCUGAGUGGCUGGAGCUGGACGAGUACCUACCCAAGGGAGCAGAGAGCGAGGCCGCUGCUGGGCCGAGCGAUUCCCGGGACGAACUCUGAUUAUUCAACUUGGCGCAUUUGGACAAAAAUAGAAGGCGUUGUAGUUCCGAAGCAUAGAACUUUACAAGUGAAGGGCCGAAACUUCGUCUUGCCAUUAGACUCUUAGAUUAUUACAACCUACCGAGAAACGAC
Molecule: messenger RNA, 1701 nt
Organism: Colletotrichum navitas
Lineage: Eukaryota; Fungi; Ascomycota; Sordariomycetes; Glomerellales; Glomerellaceae
Product: peptidase family M28
Exons: 1
Coding region: 358-1569 (403 amino acids)
Molecular function (GO): zinc ion binding; glutaminyl-peptide cyclotransferase activity
Source: RefSeq, a predicted model, not a curated record